AUGAGUGCCGCAUUCGAUCUGCCUACGACUAACUCAUCCAUGCUCGACAUUGAUCUUUUCACCUCAUUCACCAAAGGCGAGGACACUAGCAGUAGCCCCGAAGAAGAAAUCUCACCAGCACAACUGAGCACAUUACACAACCACUACUUCAAUUCCAUCUACCUUUCCUUUCCGUUCCUUAAUCGAGACCGGUUCUUGGCUGAUUCGACGGGCGGCAGCGGGCCUGCGGUGAGCGCGCUGGUGUACGCCGUGGCCCUCGCUGGUUGCACGCACUCUCCCAAAGACGCCAACCGGCAGUCUACUUGCUAUAGUCUAGCGUGCAAUCACGCGGAGAAGUGCGAGCGCGAAGGCGGAUUGAACGACAUCAACUUUGUACAGGCUCUGUUACUGAUCGGUCGUUUUGAGGCCAUGGAUCGGAAACUAGAAAGAAGCUGGCUUACUCUGGGGCGUGCUGCUCUGCUUUGCAGGCUUCUCCGUAUACAUCGGAUGGAGGAGGGCGAUGACAGCGAGCCUUCACAGGAUGACGGAGGACCGAGUGGCCCCCUUUCACGUUUGCCGCCUACUGAUGACCCCGUGGUCUUGGAAGAACGCCGUCGUACCUUUUGGGAGCUUUAUAUAUUGCAGAGCUACGUAAAGACACGAGCAGGGUGGCAGUGUCAGUUGGGUGACGUGAAGAUGUCUUCACAAGGGCUACUUAGAUCCGAUUUAGUCCCAGUCAACAUACCAUUUCUUUCGGAAAUACGUCCCGACCAAUGGCAGGAGAUCUCAUCCUACGCAGGCUGCGUCCUGAUGGUAGAGCUGGCCCUACAUUGCUUCGACCACGGACAACAACGCGCUACAACCAGAUUCUGGGACGUGUAA
Molecule: messenger RNA, 861 nt
Organism: Colletotrichum godetiae
Lineage: Eukaryota; Fungi; Ascomycota; Sordariomycetes; Glomerellales; Glomerellaceae
Exons: 3
Coding region: 1-861 (286 amino acids)
Biological process (GO): DNA-templated transcription
Cellular component (GO): nucleus
Molecular function (GO): zinc ion binding; DNA binding
Source: RefSeq, a predicted model, not a curated record